Messenger RNA from Owenia fusiformis, 1190 nucleotides. Lineage: Eukaryota; Metazoa; Annelida; Polychaeta; Sabellida; Oweniidae. The record is from the annotation of a GenBank genome assembly.
UUCAACUCGUAAACAAAAUGGCGCUACUUGUUAGGUUGACAGCUUGUGGAAGAUCAGGUUUCCUGCGGCAGACAUGCAUAAUCAAGCCCACUUCACAAGCAAUCGCAUUCAGCAAACCUAACCUCAAUUCUCUAGUAAAAAUGGCAAUCCCCAUGUCAACCCAACAGUUAAAAGCUGAAGCAGAAAUGGCCGAGUUCUGGAAAAGGAAUGUAGAAAUAAAAAAGAGACCACUUUCACCACAUUUAACAGUAUACAAACCUGAGUUAACAUCCAUGCUGUCAAUUUGCUUUCGUAUAUGUGGAAUUGCAAUGUCUGUGUCUGUUGCUCUGAUGAGUUGUACUCUAUUAGCACUACCACAUGACUUCCCACAUUAUGUGGCUGUUCUGAAGGACCUCCAGCUUCCUUCAUCGGCGUACUAUGGAAUGAAGAUGUUCUUAUGUUGGCCACUUAUAUACCAUGGGAUGAAUGGAUCACGUCAUUUGGCUUGGGAUGCAGUAUGGGGAUUUGGACUGAAGACUCUUUACAAAAGUGGAUGGACCGUGUUCGCUCUUUCAUUCAUCAUUGCCGCAACAGUUGCCUCUUUACCAUGGAAAUAAACACUAAGUGCAGUUCACAGUUAAUGUAAAGACUCUAGACUCAUAUGUAACAUGUACAUACAUAUUAAUCUGUCUGUUCUUAGAUAUGUACCUGUAUCUAUUUGUUGCACCUUAUGAAAGAUACGGUUACCAUGGUGACAGAUCAGACCUGGUUUAUGCAUCAUUCUGAAUUAUGUAUACAGUGUACGUUAAAGCUUACUGAUGACAGAACCUAAUAACAGAAGAUUCGUCUCAGGUACCUCAAGUGUACUAUUAUAAUUCUGGUUACAUACUGUCGCAAUGUAUCUAUUACGUCAUUGUCUGCUUCUCGCACAUUUUCAUUAUCAGAAAAGAAUUCCUUUCAGAAGUGACACAAUUCAAGUUUCUUCCUUGAGCAAAUCAAGAUGAUUUUAUAGAUUUUUGCGCUGCAAUAUACAAUAGUAUAUACAGUACAUACAUCGUAUAUGUACAUGUACAUGUAAAGGGGCUUUAGUAGCUUGUAAGUGUAAUUUAACCUACUAUUCUUGACUCUUAAACAUACUCAUUUAUUACAAGGGAGUAUACAUGUACCAGCUAGUAGGCACAGUUUUUGCCAAAUAAAGUAUUUAAAUGUUA